AUGAGAGUAAGAAAUGAAAAAAGCCGAAAACUAGCUAUAAAAGAGUUUGCUUCUUUAGGAAUUCAUUUUAAGUGUCUUCAUUUAUCUGAGUUCACUAUGGCAUCAUCAUUUUUCAGUCAAACAAGAGUUAAAACAUACAAAUAUGCAUGCGUCUUCUUCGAUGAAGAUAAAUGUAUUGGUUCUGUCAAAACUAAAGAUAUUGUAAAUAGGGAAGAAAAGUUACUGAGCGUUGACGACAAUGUAUUUGUGCGAUGGGGUAGCGGAAAGAAUGUACAAAAUCACAAAGCUACAAUUUUAUUUCUAAACAAUGAAUGGUCAAAUUGCACACAGUUUGAAAGAGAUUGGUUGAACAACGAGAAAACAUUUAUCAUCGAAGAGGUCGGAGAAAAAAAAAAAGAAGAAAAAAUAAAAAACAUUAAAAACAAUAAAAAACGGACAACAGGCGAAACAUUAGUAAAACCUCAGAAGAAGUUCGUCAAAAAGGAUAGUGCAGCUGUUGAUAAAAGACAACCUUCAUUAGUAGAAAUAAAUUACAAAGUCCCACAACUAAAUUACCAAGUUGAUUUUAGUGAUGUUUUACGAGAACCGCGGAAGGCACAAAAUGGUAAAGUAGAAAACACCGCCGAAGAACCGCCAAAGGAUAAAGUGGAAAACACCGCCGAAGAAACGCCGAAGACGCAAAACGAUGAAGUUGAAAACACAUUCUCCUUUCUAAAGUUAUUGGUUUCACCUGGAAAACCACUGCCAUCAUUUUCGCCACCUACUUCGACACUAUCCACUUCUAUUCUUCCCGACCUACCUUUUUCUCCGCCUUCACCAGCCAGACCUCUGCAAUCAACACCUGCCGUUAGAACAACACUUUUUCCGAAUUAUCCCGAGCAAACAAAGCAGUGCACGUGCGAUUGUGCUGCUAUGCGACAAAUCAUUGAAAGACUAGAAAAGCGACUAGCUGCGUUGGAAGGGAAUGCAAUUGCCUUAUCCGCAAACUUUAUCGACGACAGUGACGAAGCAUUACCUUCAGUCCAGGGGUUGUCUCCACUAAAGGCGAUGCAGAGGACGAAUAUUGAUGAUGACGAUUUUCAAAUAAAUGAAAGAUUAAAUAGAAAAAAAUACAAGGUGGACACAGCUCCUACUAUAGAAAUUCCGACCGAAUUCUGGCCGAUAGCCAAUGAAGUGAGACAAGGGGCGACAUCUUUCAAAAACUUUAGCUAUCUGUUGCUGGCUAAAUUAUUUGACCACAAGGAGCUUGUAGGAAGAAAUUGUCGAGGAGUUAAAAAACCUGCGAUUGAUGGCUACAAACAAGAUAUUGUUAAAGCUUUUUGUUGGAAGUUUUAUCCAACCAACAUGGCUGCACCGGGUGCAUGGAGGGACUGUCAACGUGCAAUUGAUGAAUUUAUACGACGUAGCAACAGAACAAAGAAAAAUUAUAAAUCAUGCAUGUUGCAGUCAUAAAACUCUUUCAGUUAAUAACUUUUUUGUAAAUAUUUUUUUAGAUGUAAAUAUUU
This is a messenger RNA of Hydractinia symbiolongicarpus, 1505 nucleotides long. RefSeq lists its product as uncharacterized. Lineage: Eukaryota; Metazoa; Cnidaria; Hydrozoa; Anthoathecata; Hydractiniidae. The record is from RefSeq and is a predicted model, not a curated record. The transcript has 3 exons. Bases 1 to 1452 code for a protein of 483 amino acids.